CGUGGGCUGCCCGCGUGAAAAGAGGGCGGCGGGGGGCGACCGCCGCGGCGGAGCCGCAGCUCAGCGGCGCCCGAGGGAGAGGAGGACCUGAGGGAGACCCCGCGCCCUCGCUCACUGCUAUGGACAGUACUAUUACACUGUGGCAGUUCCUCCUUCAGCUCCUUCAGGAGCCUCAGAACAAACAUAUGAUCUGCUGGACCUCGAGUGAUGGGGAAUUUAAGCUUUUGCAAGCAGAGGAGGUAGCUCGACUCUGGGGAAUCCGCAAGAACAAACCUAGCAUGAAUUAUGACAAACUAAGUCGAGCUCUCAGAUACUACUAUGUAAAGAAUAUCAUUAAAAAAGUGAAUGGUCAGAAGUUUGUGUACAAGUUUGUCUCUUACCCAGAGAUUUUGAACAUGGAUCCAAUGGCUGUGGGGAGGAUUGAAGGAGACUGUGAAACUUCAGGCUUCAAUGAAGUCAUCACCAAUUCAAAAGAUUUGGAGAAUGGAGGAAAAGAGAAGCCAUCUCAGCCAUGUGCCAAGACCUCUAGCCGCAAUGACUAUAUACAUUCUGGCCUCUACUCUUCAUUUACUCUCAAUUCUUUGAACUCUUCCAAUGUAAAGCUUUUCAAGUCUAUAAAAAUUGAGAAUCCGGCUGACAAACUGUCAGAAAAAAAAUCUCCCCAGGAACCAACACCUUCAGUCAUCAAAUUUGUGACAACACCCUCCAAAAAGUCAUCAGUUACACCUAUUCCUUCUACCAUUUCAGCUGGCCCAACUAUUUCUACAGCUUCAGAAGAAACCCUCCAAGCCUUGGAGACUCUAGUUCCUCAAAAAUUGUCUUCUCCAGAAACUCCACCUUCCAUACCCUAUAUUAUGACCACUUUUACCAGCACACCUCCUGUCUCUUCCAUAUCUCCCUCUUUGCAGGAUCCUUCCAGAUCACCUUCACCACCCUUGAGUCCUAAUGCAGACCUAGACAUUGACACAGACAUUGACUCAGUGGCUUCUCAGUCCGUGGGCCUCCCUCAGAACUUUUCAUUGGAGCUCAAAGACCAGGAGUUAGCACUUCUAGAGAAAGAAAGCACAAUUCAUUCAUCAAGGUCCAAGAAACCCAAAGGGCUAGAGCUGGCACCCACUCUGGUGAUCACAGGCAGUGAUCCAAGCCCCCUGGGAAUAUUGAGUCCCUCUCUCCCUACGGCUUCUCUCACUCCUGCACUUUUUUCACAGACUCCUAUCUUAUUGACACCAAGUCCCUUGCUCUCCAGUAUCCACUUUUGGAGCACUCUCAGUCCUGUUGCUCCUUUAAGUCCAGCCAGACUGCAAGGUGCUAACACCCUUUUCCAGUUUCCUUCUGUCCUGAACAGUCAUGGGUCAUUUACUCUGUCUAGCCUGGAUGGACCAUCCACACCUGGCCCCUUUUCUCCAGAUCUACAAAAAACAUAGCACAUGCACUUGUGGAAAGAGAAAUAAGAAAAAUAAAGAAGAAAUAGCUAUUCAGCAUGAUCAUAUUUAAAAUGCUGAUAACAGACUAUUGUGAUUUUUGCCAUUUCCAUUUAAAAUGCCUUUUCAGAGUUUUCUUUGAAUAGAACUCAAGUUGGGACUAUGUAUGGAAACGCCUUAAUUGGAGUCUAUAGACUCCACCUGUCCCUUUUACCUCUCCUUUUCUUUUUCCUCCUUCUUCAUUUUGGGUAAAAGGAGGUUUUUUUUUUCCUGCAGAAUACAGAGAUGGAAUAGUGUUUUGAUAUGAGCAGAUAAGAACAAAAAUUAUAUUUUGGCUACUGGGACAUGUUGGCAGGAAAAAGAUUUAUACUUGGAAUCGGUGAUUUCAAGAAACUGUCAGAUGGAUGAAACUGACCACAUCUUGAAAGACUUGGUGUCCUCUCUCACACCAGGAAGAAAACACUGUCAUUUAUAGCUGAUAAAUGGUAAUGGACAAAGAAACAUCCCUCCUUCAUACAGAAUGAGGUUUUAACAGCACUGCUGGGGAGACAAACAGUUCUGCAGUGAAUUGUAGUAUAUGUAAGCAACACAGAAAGAGGCAUCUAGUUUACAUUUCUUCAGGGUGAAUCUCUCAGUUACUAUAAGCCAUGUGUGAUCUUGUCUGAACCUGUCAACAGAGUAUGGAAUCCAAUUUUUCUGCUUCACCCUAAGGGGUGAGAGGGGAGGGGUCUCUUUAAACCUGAAGUGAUGGUUAUUGAUUUUUAAGACAAUGUUUGGAAGACUCUUUGAGAAGAUGGAACUCUGUAUCCAGCAUAGAAACAUUGACUUUGUUGUAGUCUGGGUAGUAUAUACACCCACUGAAUACAGUACCAUGGAAGAUGAAUAGGUUUUUGUGAGGAUGGUGCUGCAUUAUUGAAAACUUAGGACAUAUUUAGUUAAGACUCCUAAUUGAGCAACCUGAAAGGACAUUUGUGGCUUUUUCAGUCAAGAAGAUACCCAAAGUACAGGACCCGUUUCUGUUUGUAGUAACUCAGGUUCUGCUGUGCAUUUUUUUCUUAUUCCUUUUAAAAUUUGAAAUUGUAAUAUUUUUGAAGCUAUAAGAAAAAAGGUGAAAAGUGAAGUCCUCAAAAUCACCCAGUGAGGUAAAGAAGUACUUAUUUUGUAGGAAUAUUUUUAUCUUAAUAGGUGGGGAGUUUACUUGAGAAUACUAUGCUAUGUUUCAUUUUGGAGUUGUUCAAAUAAUGAGAAAUGCAGGCUUUCAUCUCAGUCAUUGAACUUGGUUUAAUUUGUCAAACAUUAGCCAUGUGGUAGAAAUCAUUUCCUGUCCGUGUGAGGUGAAUGUAGCUUCUCUGAAUUCAAGAAACUGGACAGAGGCCAACAUCUUAGUUGGGGAGUGUGUUGAUAUUUUUGGCCUGGAAGUCUAGAUUCAGAUAACCUCCCCAGAUUGAAUUUCUCUUUCAGUGCUAGAGAUAUCAUAAGAUCAUAUCACACUGAUUAAAUGGGAUGAGGCAGAACUUGCAUGCUUUCUGCUUGUGCUGGGGAUAAACAAAGGAUUCCAGAUGACAAUAAGUCAACUCAGCACCUUCCAGCUGCACAAAAUUCACUUUAAAUUUGUUUUUAUACUGUACAGAGAUUCUUAUGUAUGAGAUUUUAAUUAGACAAAAGUAGCUGGCUACAUAAUUUUGAUAUAGAUUGUAUUCAUAGUAACUCAUGUAACCAGAAGUCUCAAGAUUUUGUAACAUUACUUGCUUGCCCAAUUUUGGUGUGGAAUGGUGUCUUUCUGUUCUAAAAGUCUCUUUUUCUCUGCCUAGUGGAUCAAAUUGAAUAUGUUGCUUGAUUGACUGGGAGUGGAGGAAAAGGAUUAUAUUCAGGGAACUGCCUUCAUAUAUUUUGAAGUUUUGGAGGUAUGUUGCUGGCUCAUAUGAGGAACCCAUCCAUUCCUGAGAUGUGCAAUAGCAAUGCUGAAAGGUUACUGUAGGUAGUAACAAGGAGCAAUCAUUUGGAAUAUUUAGUUUGCACAUCUCUUUGAAAAUUAAACCUCCCAUAGCACUUUCUGAGCUAGUGUUAUUAGUAUGAUUACUGUUUUAUACUUUGUAAUAAGAAGAUGCUGGGGUGUUCAAGUUACCUGGGAAUUUUAAAAUUGUUAAGCGCACUAAAGAAAAAUUUAUUUUCAUGAAUUAACAGAGGAAUCAAGCCAUUGGAUAGUUUUCCAAGAUCACAUCUUUGGUCUCUGUGUAUUUCCUGUCUUUCAGGAUAGGGAUAUCAGGGAACUAGAUGGCACUAUUAAAGGCAGCUUAAUGGAAACCAGUUUUAUCUGUUUUCCUUAAAUAUAUCUGUCCCUGCAACCUUCGAGAAGUAUGUAGCCAUACCUGGUUGAUUGUGAUCUGCUUUCUCUUCAUGAGAUCAUCUUUAUUUAAGGGAAGAUGGUGAUUCUUUCAUCAUUGGGAAUCUUACUAUUUUAAAAAAUGAGAUGUUUCUAGCUGUAACUCAUCUGAACAAGGUUGGCAUAAUCAUCUUGUUCCUAACCUACCUCUUUUAGGCAAAGACUCAGUAUCAGAAUCUUUAGAAAAUCUAGAGAUACUUAUCAGAAAGUCAGCAUCCCAUUUAGGAUCAAUAGUCAUUGAGAAGACUGAUACAGAUGGCUAUUCAUUAUAUGUGAUUAAUUAUCCAUCAUGUUACUGGGAUGAAUGUUGUUAGGCAACAAUAGCCUAAAUGAAAGAAGGAAAGCCAGUUGAACUGGGCAGUAGGAGUUCAGCUGUCAGACUGACUUUAUCUUUUUUUUUGCCAUCUGACCCAUAUUUGUAACAAAUUUCUCAUCAUUUCUCAAAAUAUUCUUCCUCAUUAAAGAUAUUAUGCUGCCUUCUAUUCAAAAUUAAAUCAUAGUUUGUUGUUAGUUAUCUUUAUUCUUUAAAAUGAUGUAUUACAGUGAUUUGAGGUUGGUGGCAUAUAUAAUAGGAUGAAAACUUCCACUAAUUUAUUUUACAUAAUCCUGGAAUUACAAAGGACAGCUCAUGAUCAUUUUGCCUGUUCUCCAUUCUUCAAAUAAAACUAUAUCCAAACCACAUAAAACAGAUAUUCAAUACAUUUUUAAAGCAUUUCAGGGAAGGAGGUUUGGCAGGUUUCUGAAAUAUUUUUAGACAAUCUGUAUACUGUAUAGUAUUCCUUUGGCACCACCUAAGGGUUAGGACCUUUGAUUUCUGGUGCCAUGUCCAGAGUUCUUUGUGGUUAUUUGCUUCCUGGGAUAAUUUGAUUCUGGGGGAGGUGGAUACUGUAAUAUUUGCUUUUUAGGACUGUUGGUUCAGUACUUUCACAAUACCUAAUCAAAUCCAGGAAGUUUUCCUUAAUUCUAGAAGGAAAAGUAAAUUCAGCAGCCUCAGAAAUACAUGUAGGGAAUAUUGGAGAAUUUACUUGAGUUUAACUGGAAAAACCCUUUAAGGGCCUAGGCCUAUAUGUGUGCUGCCGUUUUAGAGAGCAAGAAUUCAGAGCUCACUUGUAGGCUCUACUUAUUAGUUUUUCCAUACAUUUUCAGUAAGACUUAGGAAAAAACAGAAUCCUAGCAUUUCAGAACUUCAACUCUACAGGGUAGCAUCACUUCAUUUAUGUGCCCAUCCAGUUUUGAAUGAUGAUGUGUUGCCCAACAAUGUUGCUUCUUGCUGAUAUUGAAGCACUGGUUUCCUGAUUCUGUAUUCUGAUAAUAAACUGUUUGUGCAGUUUAAUCACACUCAUAGACAUUUGUGCAGUAUUGUCCUUUAAUAUAUUACUUCCAAGUUAAGCCUUGAAAAAAUCAUGUAUGCUUUUUAUUAUAUAGGGGGAUGGAUUAUUCUUAUAUUAAGUUUUUUCUUUUAUGCAGACAUCUCCAUCACAUUUGGAAUUUUGUACAUGAGUGUGCCAUUAACUUCCAUGAAAAAAUAUUCUCUCUUGAAAGUUGCCAAAUAAAAAGGCCCAAAUGAACUAGAUAAAUUUAAAUGGGCAAUUGACAGUUUAUGUCUGCAUUCCCCUCUCCCCCCACUAUUAACCAUGUGACUAUAAUUUCCAUUUAACUGCUAUUUCUAUAAAUUAUUUUUAGUUUUUAUGUAAUCAUUUUACUUCAAAAUUCAGGACUACUUCAAAUUAUUUUGCUGUAUACUUAUUUUUAUCCUUCAUUGGAAGAUUUUGUUUGGCGAUAAGAAAACAUUUUGGGGGUUCUAAAAGGAUGUUUUUAGGGAUAGGUUUAUGCUGUUUAUCAAUCAUUUCCAAUCUGAUUUGUUUCCAUUUCUCCUUUUGCCCUUUGUUGAAUGAUAAAUUAAGUUUUGCACUAUAGAAUUGUGCUUUCUGAAGUGCCAUUUUAUUAUAUAUUCAGAACAUUAUAUAUAUAAAAAAAAUUAACAGGAGUGGCAAGACUUCAUCUCUGUUAGUUGAAAAAAAAAAGCCCCAGAUGAAUAUCAAGACCAGUAGAAAAGCAGAAAGAGUGCAGAUAGUCUUCUAUUUAGGAAUUAUAAUUCAAAGGUUAUAGAAUAGUUUGAUAAGAGUUAAUUUUUCCAUCCAUAAUAGCUUUAAAUGAAUUACAGAUUAACAUUAGUUUUUUUUUUUCUUCUAGCCAAUGAAUUGGUUGGACCAUAAGCAUUUUUUUUAAAAAGCAUCUUGAAACAUAUGCCUGCUUAGUUUUGUAUCCAAAAUAGGUUGUGUGGGUGGUUGUUUUUCAAAUGUUACUUGUACUUCCUAAAACAAAAGUACCCUACUCUGCCUCUUAGGUUAUCAGAACCCCCCACUAAAGCUUUUGCACCUUGAAAUCUACAAUUCUUGUGGGUGGCUAGUAAUCAAAGAAAAGGGACAGUUUUGACUUGAUUUUAGAUAUAUUGGGUAAUAGCCUUUUGGUAAGAAAGUCUUGUUUUGGCUUGCAAACUGAGCACAUUUGAGAUAACUGAUAUAAAAUAAACAUUCCCCUUAGAGCUAUCUUUUUUUUCCCCCCAGAGCUACCUUUUUUAAAAAAAUAUUUUAAGAAAGAGAUCAGCAAUCUGCCAGAACAUUGUUGUAGAUGAGGUAUUAACAUUAAUACUUAACAUUUGGAAAAUGAUUUAUGAGAGGGGGAAUAUUGACUUUAAUUUAGGCAUUCUACAAAGACCAGGAAAUUCAAACUUCUGUUAAAAUUUUUAAUGAAAUUUUUAAACUAGAAUAUUCAUGGAAAAGUGCUCAAACAUGUUAAAUGAUAGGGACUCUGGUUCCCUAGGGAUGAUACACAUCUGAUAGUUUUGUCAGAGUUUUGAAAAUUUAUUUUUAAAUAUUUAAUUGAGACUGGAACAUUUCCUUCAAGUUAUUCUGACAUAUUGGCUAAAUAUGUAUAUAAACCUAUAUAUAUACAUAUAUAUAAAAUCUAUUUUUCAGAGGGAUAUAUAUUAUUCAUCCCUUAAACUGGGGUGGUUCCUAGGCUAUAUAUUUUAUACUAAAACUAAAGUUUUGCUGUACUUUGAAGUUAUAUCACUUUUUAAAGUUUAAUGCCUUGCACAUUUCAAUUUCUUAUUUUAAAAAAUUUCAGUAAGUACAAAGUUAUAGGCCUUAAUAUGGACUAUUGCUUGCUAACUUAAAAAAAAAAAACUCAGUGCUAUUAUGACAUGUAAUUUUGAAAAAAAAUCAUCUUAUUCUCUGGUCUGUUAUAUUGGUAUAAGAUUGGGCAAACAGGAUUUUUAAACAAUAGUUUUCAUUUACUUUUGCUUUUCUGUUGACUGUUCAUCAGGUUGCUUACUGCAUAAUUAUAGGAGUUUAUACUGAAAUAACUAUUCUUAAAAUACAGAAAUGUAAAUAUGGAUUGAAUGACUAGGAGUUGGCCUUUGUUGUCCGAUUUAACCCUUUGAACAAUCAUUGUCAGUGAAAGGAGAAAUGCUGGAGUAGGAAACUAUCUUGGGAUGAGUGCUGUUCCCAAUCUUCCUUAUCUUGACCGUUCAGGUAACAGGGCUCUGCGAGGGUUUUGUUAGGACAGAUUUAGGAUCUUUUAAAUUGGGGGUGACCUAAAGCUGGGCCAGAACUCUAGCAAACUAAUAACAAUGUGAUUGGAUUACAGGAGUAGAUUGCUCUUUACUUGCCGAUGAAAAUCUAUUUUUGUUAUGCACCAUUAUUAGCACUGUUUUCAUAACUGGAAGCACUUAACUUUUUGUUUUGAUUUUUAAUUUUCAGCUGAAGGUUUUAGAGAAUCAGGAAGUGGAUAUUACUAUUUUAUAUUUUCUGGAAUUUGUACUGUUUGGGAGGGGGGCAAAUGGAUUCACAAAAAUUGAUUAUUCUAUUAGGCUUUCUGAGGUGUUGUAUUUUGGCUAGAAUGUUUUUAAAUAUACAAGCUCUUAAAAUUGUGCUGUAUAGAAUAUGAUUUUUAUGAUUAGCUAUUGAUGGAUUGCACAAAAUUUUGUAAUGUAUCAGGUUUCAAGUUUCUUCUCUGUGUAACCAUUAUUACUUUGUUGUUCAUUGUGGUGUGGAGGGAAAUUGUGUCCCUUCUAAAAACAUUUCAUAUAUAUUUUUGUUUAUUGGUGCAGUGUUACCAGAUGGCCUUAUGUAUAUUACAUUUAUUGCUUUUGUGAUACAGUAGCAUAUUUUAUGUACUCUGCUGUACAUAUUAGUGAAUCUGUCUGUGAGAUGCAUUUCUAAAAGAUAGCAAAUAAAUUGAUAUCUUUAAUUCUUGAUUAUUCAAAGAUUGUUUAUUAUUAGUAUAAAUCCUAUAUCCAAUCUACAACUGAUUCUUUACCUUCUGCCUUUGGACAAUUUCACCUAUUUUGGCUAGAGGAAAUUAAACAGAUGAACUCCUAAGUUAAUUUUGAUACCUAUUGGCUUAAGAAUUUGGUUUGAGAUUGAUGCUAUUCAUUAAAAUGGGGUUUUAACAUUUCUUAUUUCAAUAUUUUAGCUUUAUAUCUCUUGCCUCUUAUUCCAACACAAAGUUCAAAAAAAAAAAUAAGGCUGUCUAGAGAUUUACUUUGUGAAAAACAAACUAAAUUUUCAAUGGUCCUUGUAUUGUUGGGUCAGCUAAAGUGUACUUCUCUGUCUAUGAAAAGUAUCUGUUUACAAGAGACAGUUGGGACAGAGUAGUUCAUGGAGAAUAAUUUUAAUGUUAGCUCUUUGGAAAUUACAUUGGUUGAGCUAUUUUAGUGUUGGUGAUACAUGCGAUUAUAUCUUUGAUGAGACUAAGAACUUAAAAUUAACUGAAACUAAACAGUUUUGCAUUCUUGGAUUUCAGUCACCCAGUCCAUAGAGUGGUUUAAAAAAAGCAAAAAAAAAAAAAGAAAACGUAUCUACUUGUGAAAGUUUUACUCUGUAAACACUGACAGGUUUUACAUAAGAGAAGAUGCAUAAUUUUAGAAAUAGUUCAUAGUUUGGGAUACGUGAUAAUGAAAAAUUGUCAGAGUGCUUUCUUUAUACUUAAAUCCACUUAACUGGGAACAGUUGAUUCUUUGUAAUUUUUUUCCUUGUUCAUUUUAUUGAAAUUGUACUUAAUAUUUAGUAUCUAUUGCCAUUGUAAACAACAUUGUGUUGCUGGUGUGUAAUACAAGUACAUGUGUAGUAAAACAAAACAAAAAAAGGUAGAUAACUAUUGAAAUGUUGAUUAAUCCCUGGUCUUUAUUAAUCCCAGUACAAUUUACAUUAAAGAGACCUUCAGUGUUACAACAUGAAAAGGGUUGGAAACUGCAAAAAAUAUUAGUACUGAUGAUGCCACAAGAGAGAAACUGCCAUAUCUUCUGGCUGAGCAGCACUGAUGCACGGUGGGGAAAUAAUAAAGGGAUGAUCUUCAAAGUUCGUUAGAGCUAUUGGGCAGCUAGAAUUCAGAAUUUUUAUGUUUAAACAUAGCAAAGAAAAGCACAAGGAUAAGAUCAAUGAAGAAAAGUUUGUGUUUGCACUUAGAGGGCUUUAAAGCACUCUGCUUUUAAAAGAAAAAAGUAUCAUUGAUAAUCAGUGCAUCUCCAACUCUUGUGAGGGGCUGCCCUGAAUAAUCAGAGGAUUUUUUUAAUAAAUUGAUUAAGUUCUGUGCACGCACAUAUGCAUGCGUGCAUAUAUAUAUAUACAUACAUGCUAUAAUGGCAAUGUGCAUCUUUUUAAAAAAAAAAAUUUUAGAAGACUAUUUUGUGUAAGAACUGACAGAGGGAUUUGCUUUGUAUAAUGCAAGCUGGCUUUAAAAAGCAUUGUAGCAAAUUUAUUCAAGUCAAAAGUCAUGCAUAUAUGUUAAUAGUUAUAUGUGCAACCAGACAUGCAAAACAAUUGUAUUUUUUUAAUAAAUAUUUUUAACAAAA
Molecule: messenger RNA, 9661 nt
Organism: Antechinus flavipes (yellow-footed antechinus)
Lineage: Eukaryota; Metazoa; Chordata; Mammalia; Dasyuromorphia; Dasyuridae
Gene: ELK4
Product: ETS transcription factor ELK4
Exons: 5
Coding region: 120-1424 (434 amino acids)
Biological process (GO): cell differentiation; regulation of transcription by RNA polymerase II
Cellular component (GO): nucleus
Molecular function (GO): DNA-binding transcription factor activity, RNA polymerase II-specific; sequence-specific DNA binding
Source: RefSeq, a predicted model, not a curated record